Magallana angulata is the source of this 594-nucleotide messenger RNA. RefSeq lists its product as uncharacterized. The transcript is spliced from 2 exons. Bases 46 to 543 code for a protein of 165 amino acids. The record is from RefSeq and is a predicted model, not a curated record. NCBI's taxonomy places the organism in Eukaryota, Metazoa, Mollusca, Bivalvia, Ostreida, Ostreidae.
UCCAACGUAACACGACUAUUAUAUCCACUAAUUGGAGAAGUCAAGAUGCAUUCAUUUUUGUUAGCGAUUGGUCUCCUUAGUGUUAGUUACGCCCAAAAAUGGUGCAAACACGGUGGCUACACAAACGUGGCUUACAUGAAAAAGGUUACUUUAAGUUCUUAUCAUAACAAGAGCAGCUACCCAGGAUCAAACGCUGUUAAUGGCAAAUUAAACGACGUCACUGUAUCAGAUUGGGAAGUGUCCCCAUGGCUGAGGAUAGACCUUGGAAAAAACUUCAAAAUACUGAAAAUAGAAGUAUUUGCUAGAGGUGGAGAUGUUGCGGGUCGCCUACACGAUGUUGAGUUUACAGUUUGGAGCUGUCCAAAUCGCUUGCAUUCAUGUGGACGAUACAUUGGGCCUGCCAAGACUGGCGAGAGGAUCGUAGUUUUUUGUCCCAAAAACACAGUGGGGGAAUUCGUACAGCUACAAAUUGUAGAGGGAGAAAAAAACGAAAUAAGCCCGAUGGAAGUCCGUGUCUGGGGAAAACCGACAACUAAAGAAUGAUAUUAUCGAAAUAUAAAUUCAUAUAUGGCAAUUAUUUUAUCGAUUUAUAAA